Amyelois transitella is the source of this 5585-nucleotide messenger RNA. RefSeq lists its product as uncharacterized. Lineage: Eukaryota; Metazoa; Arthropoda; Insecta; Lepidoptera; Pyralidae. Gene Ontology annotation, biological process: protein deubiquitination. The transcript is spliced from 4 exons. Gene Ontology annotation, molecular function: cysteine-type deubiquitinase activity. The record is from RefSeq and is a predicted model, not a curated record. Bases 550 to 5436 code for a protein of 1628 amino acids.
GAGCCCACGUGUGUUAACAAUAGAUUACAAAAACUUUGUACCUGGAAGGUAGAGCUGGUCCCGCGCUUCCCGCCCCGCGCCUCUUGCUCCGACACUCGCACCAGUCUACAUGAAAGCCUUCUGAACGCCGAUCGUUCCUGUAGUAACGCAACUUUUUAGUUAAUACAAAACAAGUUAUUAAACUAGUGUAACAAGCGAUUUUCGUCGGACACGUAGUGCUAAUUAGUGAAGUGUUGAAACGCGACAGUUGUUUAUUACUUUUAUUUUGGCCACCUGCCGUCUACCUGUUAUCCCAACUGGCGUUUUCGCGCCGAAACCGAACCUGCCUUCAGAUACUUCGAUAGUGCGCGCAUAGUUGAACGUCUUUGACAGUCGUGUAGAAUUCAAAUGAAAAGUUUCUCAAUCGUACGUGGUUCGCUUACUUAUUGCCAUAUAAGUGUCUAAGUUUAUGUGUGUUUUCCGCGCAGCCAUUGUCUUCGAUCGGAGACUGGAUUUUAUAAUAAAUGGAUGAUGUUUGUGAGUGGUCGUGAUGUGGAUUAAGACAGUGAGAUGAUAAAGUUUCGGUAUAAACGUAAGGAUGUGGGGGAGACCGCCCCGGCGGGGAAGGGGGCGGUUCAGAAGAAGAUCGAGGGUGUUUGGGAUCGAGAGCUGUUGCCUUCGAAGGACUUGCUGUCUGGGACUGUUUCUGGAGUUAGACACAACACGCUGCCUCGGUCGCGACCUCCUUCGGCGGCGCGCCGAGACCCGGUUGACCAAACUCCCAUUAUCAGCCCGACUACGUUAUCGCUCUUCAGAGAGCUAUUCACCCAAUUGCAAUGGUCCGAAGACCGCGCACCGGCCGCGGAUGCUCUCCGCCGCGCUUUGCAUGGCGGAGGCGCGCGUUUCCAACUGGGUUGCAUGGGAGACGCCAGCGAGUGCUUCGAACACCUCCUCCUGAGGGUCCAUGCUCAUGUCGCAGCCUCCACCGGAGACAGGAGGGAGGACGACUGCCGGGCCCCCCAUUGCGUGCCGCACAGAAAGUUCGCAAUGAUGCUGGUCGAGCAAUCGGUGUGCGGGUCUUGCAAGGCGACGUCUAAGCCGUUACCGUUUACUCAGAUGGUGCAUUACGUGUCUGCAACAGCGCUCACCACGCAAGCUGCUCUGGGGCAGCAUGGCGAUAGUUUCGGUGUGCUGCUCAAGCAAGCUGGAGGCAUGGGCGACAUCAGAGAAUGCCCGAAUGCUUGCGGCGCUAAAAUCCAAAUCUGCCGAACGCUCAUGAACCGUCCAGAGGUGCUUUCCAUCGGCAUGGUGUGGGACUCCGAGCGCCCCGCCGCAGAACACGUGGCCGCCGUGUACGCAGCACUCGGAACACAACUACGACCCAACGAUGCCUUCCACGCCUGCGUACAGUGGUCUUGGGCCGCACACGCCGAACACAGACUCGUAGGCCUCGUUACCUAUUACGGAAAACACUACUCGACAUUCUUCUACCACAGCAAAUUACGCCUAUGGAUGUAUUUCGACGACGCGGAUGUCAAAAAAAUUGGUCCAGAGUGGUCCCAAGUAGUAGACAAAUGCGUUAAGGGCAGAUUCCAACCUUUGCUGCUUCUAUACGCAGCGGUGGACGCCGCGCCCUGCGAUCCACGAGCCAAUAAAGAUGUAGUGCCAUUUCCAGCUCCGGAACCUAGACGGGCAGUAACCCCAGCACCAGAUCGACCGGCAAAUGGCUUCGCGAGGCGAGCCGUCACGCCCGGACCCGACAACGAAAACGACUACGUUAGUAGAAAAACUAUCGAGAACAUGCUUGAUCCUUCUCGUCACACGCAACUAGGACGAAGUAUGAGCACUGGUUCUGCCUCAGAUAGUUCAGGUCCUAGAGUAAGAAGGGAUUCUGGAAACUGGAGCGGCGAUCGAAAUAGUGCGUCAUCUACGUCAUCAUCGAUGGAAAGUCCUCAUAUUUAUACCCGAGGUCGAGGACUUAAUAUUCCGGGCAGUCCGACUCGGAAAGGUGAACUGUCUAGUGGUGGUUCUUGCGACGCUGGCUACGAUUCGAAUUCUCUGUCUUCCACAGACAGCUUACCACUCCAACAAGGCAUUCGCAACUUACAAAUGAUAGAUUUGAAAACAAGAAGCAAUAUUGAAGCAUUAUGCUUAGAAGCUGAUAUUUUACUUGAAAAAUCACGCACCGCUGAAAACGCAGCAGAUUAUGAAACAGCUGUGGUUUUGUGUAACGCUGCUACAUUGAAAGCCCGAGCGGCAAUGGACGCUCCGUUCAACAGUCAACAUGCCAAAACGAUAGCUCGUAUGAAACAUAACACAUGCAUGAUGCGAUCUAGAAGUCUGCAAAGAAGAAUGGCGGGAAAAAACAGAAUGACUGAGGUAUCACAACCAACGCCUAUUAGAAACACGAAAGGUGGAUUAGAAAACACUACCAUUGAGAUAUAUGCAACUUUACCUAAAAAGAAGGGUUCAUCUAAAAAGUUACAAAAAUCGUUAGACGAUAUCGACACCUCACCGUGUGAUCGACCUCCAAGGCAUAAAUCUAGAGAAGACGACAAAGUCAGAGAAAAGCGGUCCAGAAGCGAAGACAGAAGUCGAGCGAGGAAAGAAUUGCCUUUACCGACUGAAAAGAAAGAAGAACCUAAAGAGGAGGACAAAAAGUCAAACAAGAAGCAACAUAAAAUACGGCGCAAAUUAAUGGGUGGUUUGAUACGACGGAAAAAUAGAUCAAUGCCAGAUUUAACCGAGGGGGCAGAUGGCAACAAUGACGCGACAAAUAAAGACAAACGCGUCAUAUCGAUAGAUGAUGGUGAUGUCGGUAGGAAAAAGAAUGAUGACAAAGGAAACCUAAGCGGGUAUCUGUCCGAAGGCCAUUUAGAGUACUCUGCUGCGAGUGGCACUAAUCCUAACCUUGAAAAAAGCAAACUCAUGAGAAAAAGUAUAUACGGCAGUGCGGGAAAGAUGCUGACUGCGACCAAAGUACCGCCGCCGCCGCCAUUGCGAACCACUUCACAACUUAGCGGGCCUAAGUUCGAAUCCGAAGUGAUGCACGGCAUGCAGACCUCCCCAGCACAGCCUCUAGUCUCACGAGAAAACAAUUUCAAUUAUUCCCACGAUCCAGAAGAAGACGGCGGUUUCUCCGAACAAUAUGGCGAUGAGCCACAGUCAUUACCGUUCUUGCCAUCUACUUACGGUGGGAACCCUAUGAAUCUCCACAACCAAUCAAUAGAAUCUCAACAAUCUCAAAAUUGCCAUAUGGUUGUUACUAAAGCUAUGAUCCAUCAAGAGCAAAGUCCGGUCAAGAGGGAUACAAUUCCCACUCCUCAUGUUCCAAUGAACAGAGUUCAAAAUCUAAGUAAUUUUGAUAAUGGCAUUGACGUCGUGGAUUGUGCAAUGCCAGUGCGAAGAUCCCCGCCAAUAUUUGAAUUACCACCAUACCCAAGUCCGAUGAACUCUGUUAAUCAUUCGAGACAGCCCAGUGAGGAAUUCCCUCCACCACCACCUCCAAUUGAUUUGACCCCUCUGCAAGAUGAAUUGAACCACAUUCAAAAUGCAACAGAAUAUUACUCUUAUGAUAACAUGCUCCAGAGAUCCGUCAAGGAUUUAUAUUCCCAAUUACAAGAAAAACGCCAUCAGAUUUUAAGCAACAAAAACUCAUAUAAUGAAAUUAAACCUACAUCAAACGAUAGUAAUUCAUUACUACAAGAGUUGCAAGCAAAACAGGCUGCGAUCAAAUUAAAGAGAUCAAACUCCUUAGAGGGUCAGCUCUCCACUCCUGGAGAGAACUCCCAAGUAUCCGACAGUAUUGUGAAUAGACACAUGCAAAAAUUUGAAAGUAUGGCUCAGAAUGCGUCAUCAGAUGUAGAAAGGUCCCAUUUAGAUUUCGGUGAAAUAAGAGAUAACAGAGACGUAAUUAACUGCUCCAAUCAGCCAAAUAAUUUCAUGAACUAUCGACGAACAUCAUCGUCUUCCAUUGACCCUAAACAUUUGCAAGACGAUUACAUAGAUCAGAAAUCCCCUACGACCAUCAACAGUCCCGUGAUGUAUGGGGAUCAUUUGAAACCUAAAAAGAAGUCAGUGUCUUUCUGUGACCAUGUCGUUAUCGUGUCAUCCAAGGCGGAAGAAGAAGAAGAUAGUAAUUAUAUUCCAAAUCCAAUUUUAGAGAGAGUUUUGAAAUCAGCCAUGAAUAAACGGCCGAUGACUACAAUGCCGUUACAAUCUGAAAAGCCAUCUCUUCAUCGUCAAGACUCUUUUGACAGUCAGUCAUCAAGAUCUACGACGCUGUCAUCAACACCUAGCGCGGGAUUGCCUGGUGACAGCGCACAUGCAGACUAUAUACGGUCACAGAAUGGUUACCCUGCAUAUCAAAUGGCAACUCCAGCCCAAGCAGUGCGACAGUAUAAUGCUCAAAAAGCGAAUAGUGUUUACGACAGGAUUCCUCCACCGCCAGUUUCUCAUAAUCAAACGAAUAUAAAUACAAAUCAAAUAUAUCAGCAGCUGCCUAAUGGAAGUCCUCAAAAUGCCAGCAACCCUAUUCCAUACAACCAGCCGCCUGCGCCGGCAGCUUACAAUUCGCACAAUGCCAGCCCACCGAACUUUAGUCAAAAUCCAGUGAAUAGAUUAAACCCCGCGCACAACCAAUCAUUUCCCCCAGCGCACAAUAAUCUCCAACGAUCUGUUCCUAACACGUGCCCGCACCCACCGAACCAGCUUCACCAUUCUAACCAAGCGCCAAAUAAUUAUCACGCUAACAAUAACUAUAGUACAAAUCGCCCAUAUCCUCAAAACAUCCCAAGCACUUCAACGCCUUAUCAAAGCGUUCCCACCAAUUCGCCUGCUUACCAGAGCUAUCACACCCCACCGACAAGCUACGCUAGCUCCGAGUAUUCUAGUCGAUAUGCUAUGAAUGGUACAAACCACUACAGCGCGGCCCCGGCUCCGUCGCCCUACCAGAGGGUACCACCUCCCCACGGAGAGGUUCCCGCUGAGAAUUACAACAAUCCGUAUCAGAAAAUACCGAACCCUCAAUACCAUGACAACGCAAAUAGAUUACGCGAGCCUGACACAAGGCAUUAUGCCAAUUCAUACCAACAAAGGCCGAAUUACAGCCAGCCUAUGAAUAUGGACAGCCCCGUGCAUACUCGAAAUGAGGAACAAUUUCAAUAUCCUCAAAACGCGUACAAUCCCUACGAACAUCUUCCACCACCAAAACAGAUGCAAAAGAAGAGUGUAUCAUUUGAGCCGGGCACAAAAGGCGGUACGGAGUCUCCCAUACCAUCACACGUGAGCGACUCCUAUUAUAUCGAUAACCAAGUUUCUUCGGCCCAGAAAACCUUAUGCAAUCUCUGUAGGAAGAAGUCCCUCAACCCCCCCGCCUUAUAUUGUCCUGAUUGUGACUUUUACAUGUCCAGAUUCAAAAAUGUAGGCAAUAAUAAUACACCUUUUGUACAAAGAUAGAAAUAUGUAUUUAAUUGAUGUAGGCAACUUUAUAAUGAUAUCUUAAUGUUUUAGAGAAUUGACGCAAAUUGAUCUCAGAAGUUUUUAUACUUGUACAAUAAUUAAUUUACGUUUCAUUGUCAUUGAUAAAUAUCCUAUGUACUUAAAAU